Molecule: messenger RNA, 762 nt
Organism: Rhipicephalus sanguineus (brown dog tick)
Lineage: Eukaryota; Metazoa; Arthropoda; Arachnida; Ixodida; Ixodidae
Exons: 2
Coding region: 1-762 (253 amino acids)
Source: RefSeq, a predicted model, not a curated record
AUGGUGAUCGACUCCUGGAUCACAUCCAACCACCUGAAGCUAUCCCCCGAAAAAUGCAGUGUAAUGAAGUUCUCGAGUGCUCGCCUGCCUGCCAAGCCCUCAUACAUUAUGCGCGGUAUCCCUCUUCCCUCGGAGGACUCACUGAAAAUCUUAGGUGUGACGUUCACCAGCACUCUGGACUUCAGCCUUCAGGUUGCAAGCGUCGUUGCUAGGGCUCGCCGCGUCCUCGGCUUCGUGUCCAGAGUCUCUAAACCAUGCGGUCCCGCUACAUUUGCCCUUCUGUACACAUCACUAGUGCUGCCUAUCCUUGAAUAUGGCUGCGCCGUAUGGUCACCCAACCAACAGCACCUUAUCGCCCGCGUCGAAAGCGUACAAAGAAGAGCCUCGCGCAUCCUCUACGCACGCUCCAUGAAGUCUCCGCCGGCGGACUACGCUACCCGCCUGAAGAUGGCCAAGUGGCGCCCUCUGCGUCAACGACAAGGAGUCAGCAGUACUGUGACCCAAAUGCGCCUGCUCUGUCGUCUACUCGAUGGCUCCCUGGCGGACACCCCCUUAUCGUCAGCAGUACGUGUGAAUAAACGCUCGGGUCAGCCGGAGCCUCUGCAUACACGAACUAAGCGUCACGGCUCCUCCGCCAUCCCAGCCGCCGUACGCGAGUUCCUCACUCUUCCCAUGAGUGUUCGCGCACCUCCCCCUCGCACCAGCGAAGACUCCAAACAGCUCUGUUCUCUGUACAGUCGCCAUUUGUCCAGCGAUUCGUGA